AUUUACAUCGGAAGCCGAGACAUAGGAAAAGGAGAAACAGCUGUACAGGACAUCAAAGCUCGUAAUCCGGAUUCAAACAUAUUUGUGUUUAAACUCGAUUUAUCGUCAUUAAAAUCAGUCCGAGAUUUUGCCCAACAAAUUAUAAACAAUGAAAAAUCAGUGGAUUUACUCAUAAACAAUGCCGGAGUAAUGAUGUUGCCGUAUAAUACCAGUGCAGAUGGGUAUGAAUUACAAUUGGCUACAAAUCACCUAGGGCAUUUUCUAUUAACACUACAUUUACUGCCGGUAAUGAAAAGAUCCAAAAAGGCCCGCAUUGUAAAUGUAUCAUCAAGUGCCCAUCGUAUCGGUGAGAUUGACCUGGAUAAUAUUAAUUUAAAACACGGCGCUUACAGUCCAUUAAAAGCCUACGCCCAGAGUAAACUGUGCAACGUGCUAUUUACUAAAGAGCUCGCCAAACGAUUACCAGGCUCAAAUAUUAACGCGUACGCGCUUAAUCCCGGUUUAAUCAACACUGGACUGGAUAAAUACGUGUGGCCACCCGUUCCCACUAGUCUUAAACCCUAUCUGUAUUUAAGCCCAGAGAUGGGAUCCCAGACUACACUCUACUGUGCCAUCGAUGAGACUCUGGAUAAUGAGUCCGGAUAUUAUUACGAUAAUAAUCAAUUUGCGGUAAUCUUGUUUAGUAAUUGUCGACGCGUUAAGCACAUGGUUUCCAACGCCAGAAACGAUACGACCGCUCGUCUACUCUGGGAAUUGAGCGCCGAUUUAGUCAAUCUCGAGAAAGAGCUGAGGAUUUAA
Molecule: messenger RNA, 798 nt
Organism: Medioppia subpectinata
Lineage: Eukaryota; Metazoa; Arthropoda; Arachnida; Sarcoptiformes; Oppiidae
Source: the annotation of a GenBank genome assembly